Messenger RNA from Doryrhamphus excisus (bluestripe pipefish), 5939 nucleotides. RefSeq names its product tripartite motif containing 25 (gene trim25). The record is from RefSeq and is a predicted model, not a curated record. Gene Ontology annotation, molecular function: protein binding; zinc ion binding. Lineage: Eukaryota; Metazoa; Chordata; Actinopteri; Syngnathiformes; Syngnathidae.
UAAAAACUGACAAAAUGGCUCUCGGACUUGGGAACAACAUGAUGUCAUGUGUACCCAACAACACUGCCGUCCUCGGUUUCGAUAAUCGAUCACAUUCAAUGUGGGCGUUAACUUUCGUUUCUGUCAAAGUGGCGUGAGUUUCCUUCCCGGCCUCCCAGUCGUGGCGUCAAACAUGGCGGAAGUGGACUUCUCUCUGCUUAGUCUGGAAAGCGAGCUGACGUGCUGUAUCUGUCUGAGCCCUUUUGACUGUCCGGUCACCAUCCCCUGCGGGCACAACUUCUGCCAGGCGUGCCUUCUCGCCACCUGGACGGACGUGUACGACUGUCCGCAAUGUCGGACCCACUUCGCCGUCAAGCCGGAGCUGAAGAAGAACACCGUCCUCAGCACCGUGGUGGAGACCUUCAAAGGACGUUCUAGCGAGGUGUUUGCCUCCGAAGACAAAAGCAGCCAAGCGGCGACCCCUAAACCCGACAGGGUGGACUGCGAUACGUGCAUGGAGUCACCGGCGACCAAAACCUGCCUCACCUGCAUGGCGUCUUUCUGCGCCGAGCACCUGCGACCGCAUCACCACAACCCGGUGUUCCGCGUCCAUCAGCUGACCGAGCCCGUCGGCGACCUGUCGGAACGCAUCUGCCGGGACCACCGCAGGCCCAUGGACCUCUUCUGCCCUCAGCACGGCCGCCUCAUCUGCAUCCUCUGCCUUCAAACGGCGCACAAAACCUGCUCGCUCGUCUCUCCUGACCAGCAGAGGAUCAUGCAAGAGUCUGAGUUGAGAAAAAAGUUGGGUUUGGUGGAAAAGAAGAUUCAAAGGAAUGAGACGGUCAUAUCUGAAAUGGCAGGCAUGCAGAACACCUUGAAGGAUAAGGCUGUCUUCAUGAAGAUGAACAUGGCUCUCGAGUAUCAGCAGAUCAAAGACAUGCUGGUCAGCGAGGAGCGUGAUGCUAUGGGCUUAUUGGACCAAGAGCUGACGUCUGGUCAGACCAAGCUCAAGGUUCUCAUCAAGCGCUUUUCAGACAAUAUCAGUAACUUGACCAAAUCCAAGGAGGAGAUCCAGAGUCUGCUGUGCAAGUCCCAAACGGUGGCCUUUCUGCAGGCUUCAGUUAACCUGCCCAAAGCUGCAACCUUUGAUCCGUUUCCCCCACAAAUCAACCUGGAGUCCCCAAAGUUGAAAGCAGCCCAACAGUUUUCUGUUCAGCUGAAGGAAGAGAUGCGACAGAUCCUGAGUCAGCCGUACGAUGCCAGAACGCCACUGCUAAAACAAGAGAAGAGAGAGGAGAACGUCCCCCCAAGAAACCCCCCCCCGCCGGCACCAGCUAAACCAGUUCACGCCAAAGCCGACAUGAAAACGCACCAUAAACCAAAAAACACCUUUGGGCUGAAGAAAGACAACAAGGAACAUCAGAAAAACAAGUGUCGUUCCAUGGAGAAUCUCCUGGAGGCUGAUAGUGGGAAAGCAAAAGGCAGAGGUUCCGAGUCCAAAGCAAAAACAGAAGCUGCGGGCCUUCCUGCCAAUAUUACUUCUGCUGAAAAAAGGCACAACCUUUUGAAGUACGGCCGGGAGCUUACCUUCAACCGAUGGACGGCACACAGGCGCCUGAUAUUCUCCGAGGACUUCACCGAGGUAACCGUGUCCAGCCAGCCUGACGCCGCCAAGAACCCCGACGGCCCCGAGCGCUUCGCCGUGUGCUCUCAGGUGCUCGCUUGUCAAGGUUUCACAAACGGGCGCCACUACUGGGAAGUGCGAAUUAACAACAACAACUUCACCGGCAUCGGCUUGGCUUAUUCUAGCAUCAACCGCAAAAGUCCCACCAGCCGACUGGGCCGCAACGGCCAGUCCUGGUGUGUGGAGUGGUUUAACAUCAAACUGUCGGCUUGGCACGACAGCAAGGAGGUCGUGCUUGACAAUCCCAAUCCCAAACGCGUUGGUGUGUUGUUGGAUUUGGACGCGGGCUCGGCUACAUUCUACAACGUGACAGACCGGGCGUACCCCUUCUACUCUUUUGUGUUCCCCUUCACUGCCACCGUCUUUCCGGCCUUCUGGAUUUUCUCCUGUAAUUCCUCCAUUUCGCUCUGCAAGCUUGAGAAAGUAUGAUUGACAUUUCUUGGGAAAAUCAAGACUAAUAUGCAAAAUCAGCUUUUAACCAAACAAUGAUCACUUUUUGUUUUCUUCAAAGUUCUGAAACCAAGUCUAGAUGCAAGCUAACGUGAGCAUACCAGGGAUGGCUCCAUCAACGUUGUCCUAUUCUUAAACCGUGUUGUAACUCAUUCAAUACCAGAGACGUAUUUGUACGUUUUUAUAAUCCAACAACCUAUUUACACGCUUUUUGUGCGAGAAGCAAAAAGAGAAGAUGAUGCAACCCUCCACUGAUGCGUUUCACCUCCGAGCACCUUUCAGCCAUAAAAACUAGCGCGUGGAAAGCAAACAUGAUAUGAAGGAGGAACCAGGAGAGCGUGGAGAAGUGUAGCGUGCAGAAGGUCACGGGAAAUACACACACAGCUCAGUUCCAAAAGUGAAAAUUAUAGUUUGUAGAGAAAUUGUUAUUUUAAUAUAAAACUGUUCAACUUGUACAUCUAUGACAUUUGCAAAGUGAUAUUAUUGGCGGAUGAUGAAUCAUUAGAAAGGUCAGAAGAAAUGGUCGUAUUAAAAAGAUGCUUUUAUAAUAAUAGAUUGUACUUGAACCUAAAUAAAACUAAAAUCAUGCUGUUUGCUAACAGCAGAAAGGACACGCACCAGCAAAUACAAAUAGACGGUGUAAAGGAAAAUACAUUUCUGGGGAUCACAAUAGAUGAAAAUAUGAGCUGGAAACCUCAUAUUACAAAUAUACAACAUAAGGUGGACAGAAAUAUUUCAGUAUUGAACAAAGCUAAAUUUGUUGUCAAUCAGAAAUCACUCCACACUCUUUAUUGCUCUCUGGUUCUACCAUAUCUUACUUAUUGUGUGGAAAUAUGGGAUCAUAACUAUAAAAGCAAUCUUCACUGGCUAAAUGUACUGCAAAAAAGGCCAGUAAGGAUAAUUCAUAAUGCCGCCUACAGAGAACAUACUAACUCCUUAUUUGUAAAAUGACAAAUACUUCAACUUGCUGGUAUGAAAAAGAAAGCCAGAUGGCCAUCCUUCAUAAUCUCAGUAGAAGUUCACUCGUGGCAUUCAUCCCACUUUACUGUCCAGCUAAGUGUAGCAGUUGAAAUAUACACAUACACAUACACAUGUAGCAGUUGAAAUAUACACAUACACAUGUAGCAGUUGAAAUAUACACAUACACAUGUAGCAGUUGAAAUAUACACAUACACAUGUAGCAGUUGAAAUAUACACAUACACGUGUAGCAGUUGAAAUAUACACAUACACAUGUAGCAGUUGAAAUAUACACAUACACAUACACAUGUAGCAGUUGAAAUAUACACAUACACAUACACAUACACAUGUAGCAGUAGAAAUGUACACAUACACAUGUAGCGGCCACAGACAUGGCCGCUGAAAUGGAAAAGGCUUACCGCUAAGUUGUUUUCUGUAGGUAUUGCUAUCAAAGAGGGUUGUUAGCACGCCGCUUGUUGACCACCCACAGCAGGAGCCGUGAUUACCUGCACCUGCUGGCCCUUUAGUGCUGCCUUGCAGGACAGACAGCCAAUCAGGAGGGGACCCACAGUCAGCUGACCAAGUCAUGUGACUGCUGCUGAUGACACGGUUACAUUAUGUUCCCUUGAAAGAAUAGGUCCAACAUGGUUGGCAAUGGAGGGGUUGUCUUUUGGAAAAUAGCUGCGGGAAAAAGACACAAACAAACAAAAAAGCUGGGAUUGAAUGAGUUAUCAUACAUGUUCCUGUUAGCAUCCUUAGCUUGCUAACACAAUGGCAACCGGAAUGGGACGUCAGCCGUGUCACAAAACACUUUUAAAAUAGUUUUUCAUGUACCCAACAGUUAAAAACAGUUAAAAGCAUGUACAUCCAGCAAUAAAGCAACUUUUAAGGCUACUUUUACUGACACCAUUUUCCUGUUGAAUUCAAUAGUUUUCCCUCUUCUUUAAUUUUAUGGAUCACAUCAUUGAGGUGAGAAACACUAUUACAAGCAGGAAGUAGCACAUGGCAAAACAGGAAGUUGGUGUUGAAGAGGAAGGUGUUGAUCUGGUUACAACAUAAGUGUCUUUGGAAACAAUCACAUCUUCAGUGAAGGUACAAGCAACCUCAAAUGGUCAUUUAUUCCCAUAUUUAUUCCCAUAUUUAUUCCCAUAUUCAUUCCCAUGAAUUGCAAGGGAUGAACAUGCAUUUAUUUAAUGGACAUGGUUUCUUAUGGGAAAGGGUUAGAGUCCUUAAUGAUGAUAACCCAGCUCCCACUGUAGUUAGUGGCAGUCAAUGGCGUUCAACGGCGUUCAAUGGCGUUCAACGGCGUUCAAUGGCGUUCAGUGGCGUUCAAUGGCGUUCAGUGGCGUUCAAUGGCGUUCAAUGGCGUUAGUCAAUCCAAUGGAUUACUAUUUGAAACGUUCCAACGGUGUUAGCGUGACCAACGGUGAAACGUUGCAGCUUAUUUUGCACUGUUAUUUUGUAGCAAUGUUGGACGGUGCUUCAGUCGCUAUUGUUCACAACUACAAGACAGGAAGCUAAAUCGCUCGUCAACAACAGUUGUGGUUGCUGACGGUCAGGAAAUGUUGCCCCCUGGCGUUAUGGGAGGGAAUGCAAGAAUUGCUUCCCCUGGUAAGUGGGAACGUUAUUGCGAGGGAAGACUGGAGUGUGUUUGUCAUACGACUUCUCCCGUCCGUGGCAACAGCAGCUGUUGAUCCGCAUGAUUGGACCAACGCCCUGAUUGGUUUCCAGUAACGGGUAAUUGAAUUCAUUACCAUUUCAAACGUUACAAUGGCGUUACCAACUGUGAAAGGUGGCGCCACAUUAUGCACUGAUAGCUAUAGCUAUGAGCAUAAUGUCGCUUCUGUGGCCAUGAUUCACGGGUACAACACAGGAAGCUAAAUAGCUAGUCAAGAGUUAUGGUUGCUCACUCUCAGGAAAACACUGCCCCCCCCCUCAGGUUUCGAUAGCGCCAAGUUGUGGAUGGGUAGUGUCCAAGGAGGCGUGUGAUGUCAUCUUACCAAAGUUGAUUAAUGACCAAGCAGAGUGGAACUCAUUUGGGACGGCUCAUCAAGUCCUGGUCCACCGUGUUCUUAUUCUGAAAAGUGCCUGCUUAAUCAGACAUCACACAUCAUAAAGUUUGAGACCCAAAACAUUCAUUUCUGUGAAAGAUGUAGCGGUUUUGUCGACAUGUGUUGUAAUGUUGUCAACUUCCUCAUCAUCCCUCGUGUGUUUAUGCAAAAAGCAGAUGUGUGUCACAUGUGUCGCAGUGGAAAACCAUGUUGACGAACUUCAGGGUGAAAAUCCUUCAUGGCCCAUUUUCCUUGUAAAUGUGCAUGCAUUGGCUAAUUCCGGUCAGGUCGACAACCGCUGAUGUCAACGUGAUCAGCCAAUCAAAGGGAUGUUGACUUAAUGGGUACGUUAUUGGUUAGCUUUGCAGCCUUCUUUUAUGUCAUGACAAGUCUUAAAAUGAUUCAUUAUUCUUUCUGAAAAAUGAUGAAAAUAAUGAUUGGAAUUGUUAAUGUGUUGUCUGGUUCGUGUUGUUCUACUUCAGCUACUAACUCCUAACUCCUAACUCCUGUCAUUUGGGCCAAAGUGUACAAGGAUGCAGGGAGUGGCUACAUCACACGUUGCGUAGCAUGUGAUGCUACUGUGUUGUGUUCAAUGACCCCGGAGAUAAACGUCAACAUCCUGAAUUGUUUGUUCUUUUACAUUGAAUUUCUGCUUUACAUUUACUAUUCCAACUCUUUCAUAUUCUUUCAUCAUUUGAUUCAAGAUGGGUAUUAUACGUAGUAACUUUCCAGCAAUGAGAUUAUUGAUUUUUAAAAAUGUUAUAUUUGUGAUUUUGAAUGUGUAAUGAUCACAAAAUGAAAACUAAUAAAAGGUGGA